Molecule: messenger RNA, 1116 nt
Organism: Saccharomyces paradoxus
Lineage: Eukaryota; Fungi; Ascomycota; Saccharomycetes; Saccharomycetales; Saccharomycetaceae
Gene: ROX1
Product: Rox1p
Exons: 1
Coding region: 1-1116 (371 amino acids)
Biological process (GO): negative regulation of transcription by RNA polymerase II; anatomical structure morphogenesis; cell differentiation
Molecular function (GO): DNA-binding transcription factor activity, RNA polymerase II-specific; RNA polymerase II cis-regulatory region sequence-specific DNA binding
Source: RefSeq, a predicted model, not a curated record
AUGAAUCCUAAAUCUUCUACUCCUAAGAUUCCAAGACCUAAGAACGCAUUUAUUCUGUUUAGACAGCACUACCACAGGAUCUUGAUAGACGAAUGGACCGCUCAAGGCGUGGAAAUACCUCAUAAUUCAAACAUUUCUAAAAUCAUCGGUACCAAAUGGAAGGGCUUGCAGCCUGAAGACAAGGCUCACUGGGAAAGUCUGGCGAAGAAGGAAAAAUUAGAACACGAGAGGAAGUAUCCUGAAUAUAAAUACAAGCCAAUAAGGAAGUCUAAGAAGAAGCAACUACUUUUAAAGGAAAUCGAACAGCAACAACAACAACAGCAGCAGCAGCAGCAGCAGCCACAGCCACAGCCACAGCCACAGCCACAAUUACAACAGCCUUUCAACAACAAUAUUAUUCUUAUGAAAAGAGCUCACUCUCUUUCACCAUCUUCUUCUGUGUCGAGCUCGAACAGCUACCAGUUCCAACUGAACAACGAUUUUAAAAGGUUGCCUAUUCCUUCUGUGAACUCUCCUAACUAUAUGGUCUCUAGAUCUUUAAGCGGACUGCCUUUGUCGCAUGAGAAGACCGCAAGAGAUCUGCCACAGCUGUCCUCUCAACUAAAUUCUAUUCCAUACUACUCCGCUCCACAUGACCGUUCAACGAGACAUCAUUAUCUCAACGUCGCUCAAGCUCAGCCAAGGGCGAACUCUACUCCCCAAUUGCCCUUAAUUUCAUCAAUUAUUAACAACAACAGUCAAACACCGGUCACGACCACGACCACAACUACCACAACUGCAACGUCUUCUCCUAGUAAAUUUUCCUCUUCUCCCAACUCCUCUAUAUUGGAAAACAAUAGACUAAACAGUAUCAACAUUUCUAACCAAUAUCUGCCUCCCCCUCUUUUGCCUUCUCUGCAAGACUUUCAACUGGAUCAGUACCAGCAGUUAAAGCAGAUGGGACCAACUUAUAUCGUCAAACCGCUCUCUCAUACUAGGAACAAUCUAUUGUCCACAACUACCCCCACACAUCAUCACAUUCCUCACAUUCCAAACCAAAACAUUCCUUUACAUCAAAUUAUGAAUUCAAGUAACACUGAAAUUACUGCCAAAACUAGCCUAGUUUCUCCAAAAUGA